AUGAAGAAUGUUAAUAAGAAGCCCAGCAGAGGAAAGAUCCAGAAGGGAGGGAGGCCAUCUAAAGGCGAUAGGAAUGAAGGAAGAGGAAGGAUGAACAAUAAGAAAAAGGGGAGUGUGAAGGCCGGGCUGGACAAGAAGAUCUUGAUUGAGCCACACAAGAGGUUUCCAGGGGUGUAUGUUGGAAGAGGGAAGGAGGAUCUGCUGCUUACAAGAAGCUUGGUUCCUGGGACAAGUGUGUAUGGAGAGAGAAGGAUCAGUGUUGAGGUUGAAGGGGAGAAGGUUGAAUAUCGUGUCUGGAAUGUCUAUAGAAGCAAGCUUGCUGCAGGGAUUGUAUGUGGGGUUGAGAACAUCCAUAUAGGGCCUGGAAGUAAGGUAUUAUAUUUGGGAGCUUCAUCCGGCACAACGGUUUCACAUGUGUCUGACAUUGUUGGUAAGGAUGGGAUGGUGUAUGCAGUUGAGUUUAGUGAGAGGUCUGGAAGAGACCUGAUUAACAUGUCCAUGAAGCGGGCGAACAUUGUCCCUAUAAUAGAAGACGCUAGGCAUCCGUCGAGAUACAGAAUGCUUGUGCCGAUUGUCGACUGUAUUUUCUCGGAUGUUUCCCAGCCUGACCAGACAAGAAUUGUUGCACUGAAUGCACAGUACUUUCUGAAGGAAGGAGGUGGUGUAGAUGUCUCCAUCAAGGCGAACUGUGUUAAUUCAUCGAUUCCUGCAGAGACUGUCUUUGCCGAUGAAGUGAAUAUCCUCAGAAAGAGUAAUAUCAAGCCAAGGGAGCAAGUGACUCUUGAGCCAUUUGAAAAGGACCAUGCAAUGAUCGUUGGAAAGUUUGUAUUGGCAAAAUCCAAGGAGAAAAAAUAG
This is a messenger RNA of Encephalitozoon romaleae SJ-2008, 855 nucleotides long. Its product is annotated as fibrillarin. The record is from RefSeq and is a predicted model, not a curated record. Gene Ontology annotation, molecular function: histone H2AQ104 methyltransferase activity; RNA binding; rRNA methyltransferase activity. Bases 1 to 855 code for a protein of 284 amino acids. Gene Ontology annotation, cellular component: small-subunit processome; box C/D methylation guide snoRNP complex; nucleolus. Gene Ontology annotation, biological process: box C/D sno(s)RNA 3'-end processing; rRNA methylation. NCBI's taxonomy places the organism in Eukaryota, Fungi, Microsporidia, Unikaryonidae. The transcript has a single exon.